Messenger RNA from Eimeria mitis, 993 nucleotides. RefSeq lists its product as uncharacterized. The coding region runs from base 1 to 993 and encodes 330 amino acids. The transcript has a single exon. The record is from RefSeq and is a predicted model, not a curated record. NCBI's taxonomy places the organism in Eukaryota, Apicomplexa, Conoidasida, Eucoccidiorida, Eimeriidae.
AUGGUGGACGGGAUCGCGUUAGCCAGUGCUGCCGCUGUAGCCCAUUGUGAUCCGGUAAGAUGUGGAGCUUACGAUAGUCGCAACAAAUCCUCGCCUUACCUGUAUUUUCCCACUCUUGUGAUAAUCCGAGCGCCGAAGUCCAGUGAAGAGAAGAUACAGGGUAUAGCUGCUGCUGUUGAAUCCCACGGUAGCUUUGACCGUUUCUGUUACCAGUUUGCUGUGGCUCUCCACCUCCUCUUCUCACUACGGAGUGACGGGCACGUUUAUGCUGCUAAUUAUUUGCGGAGUGCAAUAAGCAGCCUUGCUGUGAAGGGCUCGGGGACCACGACGGUCACGACGGUCGGGGUCUUCGCUCCGUACUUCUUCAUUGAACCCACAACAAUCCUACCGAAAGACGUGUUCGGCUUCGCAGCAGAGACAGAGGGUUUUGCGGCGCUGGUAACCCCAGGAGAGGGUGCGAAGAUGCCGUUUUUUGAAAGAGCGGAGCCAGUUGCAAAAUGCAGACAUGUUUCUGAGUGGAUACUUACAUACAGGAGUGCGCGGACGUGCGGGAUGGUAUUGUUUGCAAUGAACUCCGGGGAGGAUGGCCUUGAUGAGAUGCAGAUUAGAGAUUUUGACCAUGACAUGUUUGUGCUUACCAGGCUCUCGCAUGAAGAGAUGCUACGGAGAAAGCGAAAUAGAGGGUUUGUAACGCCGGCCGAUCUGCUUUGGGUACGAGGUCUGAGCAAGUUGCCCCAUCCUGCUGAAAUGAUCCAAGGCUGUGGGCGUCUACGUAUGACGCUGGUGCACAGGGAUUUGAAGCAUGGCCGCGAAUCGAGGCCGACACCGUACAUUCCUGAUCCGGAUGAUGCCCAAUUAGCCGAACUCACACUGAACGCAAGCAAGCCGGCCUUCUGUUGCUGCGGUAAAUCGGACCAGAAAUCGCGAGGAGUAAGUAGGAUUAUAACUUGUGGCGCGACUAAGCUCGAACAGUCUUUAUUAGGACGCCGUUAA